Messenger RNA from Raphanus sativus (radish), 1729 nucleotides. Its product is annotated as MLO-like protein 13. Gene Ontology annotation, cellular component: membrane. The transcript has 13 exons. Gene Ontology annotation, biological process: defense response. The record is from RefSeq and is a predicted model, not a curated record. The coding region runs from base 42 to 1532 and encodes 496 amino acids. Lineage: Eukaryota; Viridiplantae; Streptophyta; Magnoliopsida; Brassicales; Brassicaceae.
AAACAAGAGUACGUUGUCUCCACCUCGAGGCGCAGAAAAAAAUGGCAGAAGAAGAGAAUUCACUUGAAUAUACACCCACAUGGGUCGUAGCGUUUAUCUGUUUCAUCAUCGUUCUCUUAUCUCUUCUCGCUGAACGUGGUCUUCAUCAUCUCGGAAAGUAUCUGAAGCGUAGAAAACAAGAUGCCUUGUUUGAGGCCUUGCAGAAACUUAAAGAAGAACUGAUGCUACUAGGAUUCAUCUCGUUGAUGCUAACGGUGUCUCAGACAGCAAUCAGGCAUAUAUGUGUCCCACCAGCUCUUGUUAGCAACAUGUUCCCUUGUAAGAAGCCACUGGAAGAGGAGACGCAUCAUGCUCCAGAAUCAUCUCAUUCGCUUAUCUUCACUACACGACAUCUACUUUCAACAGGAGCAAGUCCAGACCAUUGUACUGCCAAGGGGAAGGUUCCGUUAAUAUCCGUUGAAGCGUUACAUCAUCUCCAUAUCUUUAUCUUCGUGCUAGCAGUUUUUCACGUCAUCUUCUGUGCCUCAACCAUGGUUCUUGGAGGAGCUAGGAUACAACAAUGGAAGCGUUGGGAGGAUAAGUUCAAGAAACCUCCUUCUCAAAAGGAUGCUUCAAAGCCUGGUCAUGCUCACGCUCAUCAUGCUCAUGCUCAUGCUCAUGCUCAUGCACUUCACGAGUUAUUUAACGCAAAUCAUGAGUUCUUCAAGAUGCAUGCUGGAGGAUUCUGGAGAAGAUCUGUUGUCAUCAGCUGGCUGAGAUCAUUCUGCAAGCAGUUUUAUGGUUCUGUCACCAAAUCAGAAUAUAUAGCUCUGCGACAUGGGUUCAUCAUGAAUCAUUGCCCCACAAACCCAUCAUUUAAUUUUCACAAGUACAUGCUGAGAACAGUGGAGAUAGAUUUCAAGAAAGUCGUGACCAUAAGCUGGUAUCUCUGGCUCUUUGUUGUCGUCUUUCUGCUGCUGAAUGUAGGAGGAUGGAAUACUUACUUCUGGUUGUCUUUCUUGCCUUUAAUAUUGUUACUAAUGGUGGGUGCCAAAUUAGAGAACAUAAUAAGUAGCUUAGCUGUGGAUGUUUGCGAGAAGAGAAACCGUGGGGAACAAGCAGUCAUCACACCUUCUGAUGAACUCUUUUGGUUCCACAGGCCAGACAUUGUUCUCCAACUCGUCCACUUCAUUCUCUUUCAGAAUGCAUUUGAGAUCGCUUUCUUCUUCUGGAUUUUGUUCACAUAUGGAAUACAUUCGUGUAUCAUGGAGAAACUAGGCUUCCUUAUUCCACGACUUGUCAUGGGAGUGUUAGUCCAAGUGCUUUGCAGUUACAGCACAUUGCCACUUUAUGCUCUUGUUACACAAAUGGGUAGCAAAUUCAAGAAAGGGAUAUUCGACGAUUUAGUACACUCCACACUGGAAGUAUGGUUGUCAGAUACGAGGAACAAAGGCGAAUCCACAAGCGAGGCUCACAGGAUGGAGAUACAACCCACCAUUCCCGAGUCUUUUAAUGUCCAAAUCAAUGAAGUCAUGGAAUGUGACAACCCUUAAGUUACAAUUUAUGUCCCAAGUCCAAUGAGAUCGGCUACAUCAUUCCAUACGCUAUCCCUCUUAACUAUCCGUUGUAACAUUUUGCAUUAGAUCGUUGUGCUAUGCUAACUUUAGAGCUCUCAUUACAAGAUUGUGUCGAUCUGUUUGGCAUUGCAUUAUGAACAUGGUGAUAAUAAAGUCAAUAGCCUCAUUCAUAG